Molecule: messenger RNA, 4916 nt
Organism: Megalops cyprinoides (Indo-Pacific tarpon)
Lineage: Eukaryota; Metazoa; Chordata; Actinopteri; Elopiformes; Megalopidae
Gene: wdr19
Product: WD repeat domain 19
Exons: 37
Coding region: 67-4104 (1345 amino acids)
Biological process (GO): intraciliary retrograde transport; cilium assembly
Cellular component (GO): cilium; intraciliary transport particle A
Molecular function (GO): protein binding
Source: RefSeq, a predicted model, not a curated record
GAGCGGUGCAUGUUGGGAUAUAAUUACAGCCUGUGAUGGUGAAGAUUUUCAUUUCGUUAACAUAAAAUGAAGCGUGUUUUCACCCUCUCGGAGAAAGGUUGGCAGGGAUCGUGUUUGCAGUAUAAGUGGCAGAAAACAUUGGGGAAUUACAUUGCUGUUGCUGGGCCUGACAAUCAAGUAAAAAUCUUUGAUAGACAUGGACAGAAGAAGAAUGAACUUAACCUACCAGGAAAGUGCAUGUCGAUGGACUGGGAUAUGGAUGGAGACACGCUGGCUGUCAUUGCAGACAAGUCCAGCGGUAUCUACCUGUGGGACGCCAACGUUAACAAGACAUCUCAGCUGGACAGUGGAAUGAGGGAUCAGAUGUCCUUCAUCCUCUGGUCAAAGACAGGAUCUCUGCUGGCAGUGGGAACGAGCAAAGGCAACCUGCUCAUCUACAAUCAGCAGACCUCUCGCAAGAUCCCUGUGCUGGGCAAACACACCAAAAAGAUCACAUGUGGCUGUUGGAGCUCCCAGAACCUGCUGGCUCUGGGCAGCGAGGACCGAAAUGUGACCAUCAGCAACCACGAGGGGGACACCAUCCGACAGACACAAGUGCGGGCAGAUCCGACGGAUGUCCAGUUCUCCGUGAUGAAGACGGACGAGAGAGCGUCAUCAGGGGAGAGCACAGUCAGUGUAGUGGUCGGGAGGAAGACCCUGUUUCUCUUUAACCUGAAUGAUCCAGACAACCCCAUCGAGCUGGCCUUUCAGCAGCGGUACGGCACGAUCAUCGCCUACCGCUGGUAUGGAGAUGGGUACAUCAUGAUUGGCUUCUCUCAGGGCUACUUCGUGGUGAUCUCCACCCACAUUCGGGAGAUCGGCCAGGAGCUCUUCCAGGCCCACAACCACAAGGACAGCUUGACCAGCAUCGCCAUCUCCCAGUCCCUGAACAAGGCCGCCUCCUGUGGGGACAGCUGUAUCAAGAUCCAUGACUUGACGGAGCUGAAGGAAAUGUAUGCUAUUGUUAACCUGGACGAUGAAACCAAAGGUCUGGACCAGCUGUCAUGGACGGAUGACGGGCAGCUGUUGGCGGUCUCCAGCCAGCGCGGCACUCUCCAUGUCUUUCUCACUAAGCUGCCCAUCCUGGGGGACACCUGUGGCACCAGGGUGGCCUACCUCACCUCCCUGCUGGAGGUCACCGUUGCCAACCACGUGGAGGGGGAGGCACCUCUUGCUGUAGAAGUGGAGGUGGAACCCAACUUCAUCGCCGUGGGGCCCGACCACGUCGCCGUGGGGAUGAACAACCGCGCGUGGUUUUACGCUCUGGGAGAGAACGGGGUGGAGAAGCUGAAGGACACAGAGUAUUUGGGGACGGUGGCCAGCAUGUGUCUGAACUCAGACUACGCCGCUGCGCUGUUCGAGGGCAAGGUGCAGCUACACAUGAUUGAGGGAGAGGAGCAGGAGGUGCAGGAGGACAGACAAACGCGCCUCUUUCCUGGGCGUGACGACAAAUGCCGCAUCCUGGCCCACGCCCUCACCGCCGACUUCCUCUUUUACGGCACUGACACUGGCGUGAUUCAGUGCUUCUACAUCGAGGACUGGCAGUACGUCAACGAGCACCGGCACCCCGUCGGCGUCAGGAAGCUGUGCCCCGAUCCCAACGGCACUCGGCUCGUCUUCAUCGACGACAAGAGCGACGGCUUCCUCUACUGCCCGGUGAACGACUCCGUGCACGAAAUCCCCAGUUUCGCUCCGACCGUUAAAGGCGUUCUGUGGGAAAACUGGGCGAUGGACAAGGGUGUGUUUGUCGCCUAUGACGACGACAAGGUCUACACCUACGUCUUCCACAAGGACACCAUCCAGGGAUCCAAGGUCAUCCUGGCGGGGGGCACCAAGCUGCCGUUUUCCCAUAAGCCCCUGCUGCUGUACAACGGCGAGCUGACGUGCCAGACUCAGAGCGGGAAGACCAGCAGCGUGGUGCUCAGCACGCACACCUUCCUGGACAGCAGCUGGAAGGACGCCCCUCCUGCUGAGCUCUCCCGCAUGCUCACACAGGCCCUCAUGCUCAAGAGGUUCUCGGAGGCCUGGGAGCUGUGUAAAGCCCUGAACAGCGCCGACUCGUGGGCGGAGCUGGGCCGCGCCUGCAUGCACCACAUGGAGGUGGAGCUGGCCAUCCGGGUGUACCGCAUGGUGCGCAACGUCAGCAUGGUGCUGUCCCUGGAGGACAUCAAGGGGAUUGAGGAUCAGAAUCUGCUGGCAGGACAUCUGGCCAUGUUCACCAAUGACUUCAACCAGGCCCAGGACCUGUACCUGGCCUCCACCUGUCCCAUCGCUGCCCUGGAGAUGAGGAGGGACCUGCAGCACUGGGACAGUGCCCUGCAGCUGGCUAAGAGACUGGCUCCCUCUCAGAUUCCCUUCAUCUCCAAGGAGUACGCUGUCCAGCUGGAGUUUGUUGGAGACUAUGUGAAUGCACUGGCGCACUAUGAAAAAGGGAUCACUGGUGACAACAAGUUCCAGGAGCACGACGAGGCCUGUCAGGCGGGCGUGGCACGCAUGUCCAUCAGGAUGGGCGACAUCCGCCGGGGGGCGAACCAGGCUAUCAAGCACCCCAGCAGAGUGCUGAAGAAGGACUGCGGGGCUAUCCUGGAGAGCAUGAAGCAAUUUUCUGAGGCAGCUCAGCUCUAUGAGAAAGGGCAGUACUACGACAAGGCCGCCUCCGUCUACAUCCGCUGCAAGAACUGGGCGAAGGUUGGCGAACUCCUGCCUCAGGUGACCUCUCCUAAGAUCCACCUGCAGUACGCCAAGGCCAAGGAGGCAGACGGCAGGUACAAGGAGGCGGCCGCGGCCUACGAGAGCGCCAGGGACUGGGACAACGUGAUCCGCGUCCAGCUCGACCACCUCAACAACCCCGAGGAGGCCGUGCGCGUCGUCCGCGACACGCAGUCCAUCGACGGGGCCAAGAUGGUGGCCAGGUUCUUCCUGCGUCUGAGUGACUACGGCUCUGCCAUCCAGUUCCUGGUUCUGUCCAAGUGCAACGACGAGGCCUUCCAGCUCGCCCAGCAGCACAGCCAGAUGGAGGUGUACGCUGACAUCAUCGGCUCUGACGCCACCAUGGAGGAUUACCAGAGCAUCGCGCUGUACUUCGAGGGGGAGAAGAAGCACCUGCAGGCGGGCAAGUUCUUCCAGAAGUGUGGCCAGUACGGCCGGGCCCUGAAGCACUUCCUGAAGUGUCCCAACACAGAUGACAACCUGGCUAUCGAGCUGGCCAUAGAGACCGUGGGACAGGCCAAGGAUGAAGCUCUGACGAACCAGCUGAUCGAUUACUUGAUGGGAGAGAGUGAUGGGAUGCCCAAGGAUGCAAAGUACCUGUUCCGGCUCUACAUGGCCCUGAAGCAUUACAGAGAAGCGGCUCGCACUGCCAUCAUCAUUGCCAGAGAGGAGCAGUCUGCAGGGAACUACAGGAACGCCCACGACGUCCUCUUCAGCAUGUACACGGAGCUGAAGGCGCAGAAGAUCCGCAUCCCGGCGGAGAUGGCCACCAACCUGAUGAUCCUGCACAGCUAUAUCCUGGUCAAGGUUCAUGUGAAGCGGGGAGAUCACCUGAAAGGGGCACGCAUGCUCAUUCGUGUGUCCAACAACAUCAGCAAGUUCCCCUCCCACAUCGUGCCCAUCCUGACGUCGGCGGUGAUCGAGUGCCACCGGGCCGGCCUGAAGAACUCCUCUUUCAGCUUCGCCGCCAUGCUGAUGCGGCCGGAGUACCGCAACAAGAUCGACCUCAAGUACAAGAAGAAGAUUGAAGCCAUGGUCCGACGUCCUGACACCUCUGAGUUGGAGGAAGAGACCACGCCCUGUCCCUACUGCGGCUUCAGCCUGCCGGAGUGCGAGCUGCUGUGUCCUGGCUGCAAGAACAACCUGCCCUACUGCAUCGCCACUGGUCGGCACAUGGUGAAGGAGGACUGGUCGGUGUGUCCCCACUGUGACUUCCCUGCACUCUACUCCCAGUUCCUGGCUUUGCUGGAGACGGAGACGGUGUGUCCCAUGUGCUCGGAGAACCUCGGUGCCAGCCAGGUGAAGAAGACCUCAGACUGCUCCAGCUACCUGCAGCUGGACGAGCUGGAGCACUGACCAGCAGGAGUUCCAGAGAAUCUACUGUCAGCAGUGAAAGGAAGUGAAUAUUUUCAGUAACAGUAAUCACCCAGUGAAACUUAGAAAUGGGAGCAUUCCAAUAUACUGCUCUGAACAUUAAUUUGAAACCUCACAGCCUUAAAGCUCUGGUAUGACCACACCUAGACUUUGUAAAAUACUAGUCCUGACGAAAUCUUAUGUGUUGCUUACAUUCCAAAUACAGUAGCAAAACUCAACAUUUUUAGCUGAGCUUUUCUGCAAGAAAUAUCGAUUCACAAGCGAGCAGUGCUAGACGUUCCGUGCACAUAUUCCAGGACUGUCUACCGCUGCAAGUGGCAACACACCUGGUACAUGAUUCCAAAUCGCCAUUGCUCUCUCUCUCCGCUGGUUAUUCAACUGUUGGCAGCGGGUAUGAAAAGCCAGAGAAACCUUUUGUCUAGACGCACAAGCCGAAAGGGAACAGGUCGCCGGCGUGCUGAGGACAGGAAUGCCACAGUCAGCAGGGGUUACAGUUAAAAGUGCAAAAGACAAACGGUUUAUAUUCACACAAGCCGCCACGUUCCGAAAGGGUCAGCUGGGGUCAGCUGGGGUCGUCUGCAUCAGCAUGUGGGGGAGACUGUCUGAGCCUGGGACGCAUGCAGAACCAAACUGCCCUUUUGGAAAGAGUGGCACGGGAGUCCACACCACCACGGCAGCGUCCAUGUGAUGUCUGUGGCCAGCUGGUGAACACUGUAAAACUGUGCUGUAAGAAUAUGGACCCCAUAUCUGUUAUGGCUUUUGUUCAAUGACAGUAAGCAGCUGUCUUAAAAUAU